Molecule: messenger RNA, 7958 nt
Organism: Xylaria bambusicola
Lineage: Eukaryota; Fungi; Ascomycota; Sordariomycetes; Xylariales; Xylariaceae
Exons: 1
Coding region: 348-7877 (2509 amino acids)
Biological process (GO): fatty acid biosynthetic process
Molecular function (GO): phosphopantetheine binding; fatty acid synthase activity
Source: RefSeq, a predicted model, not a curated record
GUUAAACCAGAGGAGGGCAUGGUUCAUUAUCAUAGCUCCCCUUUAUACACCUAGGCGCAUGCAGUCUGAGUAUCCGCCAUAGCCUGCCAUUUCGUUUGGGGCAUAAAGUGCUGGGCUUAACUGAAUACGAUCAGCCCAAUCGGUAUAAUGUUCCUCGGUGUUAGGGGUCAGCUUAGAAGUGCCCAGGUAUCAUGUUCAGAAAUCUGUAUUGCCAGUACUACAUAAGCCUAGAUCUAUUAAUGUUGUAUUAGAAAGUCAGCUUUGGAAAAAAUGAUAUAGAGUAAACAAUCUCACGCAAGGUUUCUGUCCACUGAAUACAUAACAGAAUAAAUUGUCCACAAACUACCAUGUUGUCGACUAUGGAAACAAAUGUGGCGGGUAUCUUCCCACCUUCUGCCGAAGACUUCACCAAAGAUGACAGCUCUGAACCUCCGAAGAUCUAUUUACACCAACUAUUUGAACAUGCAGCAGAGCAAUCGAAAAGCAGCACUGCCGUGGUCUGUGGCGAUGCUUCGUUAACAUAUGGGCAAUUGAACGAACUAGCGGACCGUCUAGCAAAAGGCCUGAUAAAGCUAAAGGUUGGGAGAGGUGAUCUCAUCGGUGUGAUUCUAGGCCGUUCUGUCAUUCUCGUUGCAGUGUUGCUGGCGGUCUUGAAGACCGGGGCCGCAUACAUGCCCGUUGACUCAGCUUUUCCUGCGGAGCGCAUAUUCCGUAUGGUUGAAGAUGCUGGUCCGAAAUUUCUCCUUGUUGAGCAUGGACUGCUCGAGACUUUCCGCCGGGGGACAACCGUAUGUCUAGGGGUCGAAGAUGUUUUAAUUGCUGAUAUCACAAAGACCAACAAGAUAGACUCCGAGGUUGUAGUCCAGGGCCAAGAUCUGGCGUAUGUAAUUUACACGUCAGGCUCGACAGGAAAACCGAAAGGCGUUGAGGUCACGCAUGGCAAUCUCUUGAAUCUUCUCUUAGCCAUGAGAGAGAAACCAGGAUGCAGCAAGACAGAUCGGCUACUUGCAAUCACUACAGUAUCUUUUGAUAUGGCCGUCCCGGAGCUAUUUUUGCCAUUAAUCUGUGGAGGAACCACAAUCGUCGCCCGGAACAAUGAAAUCAGAGAUCCAACCGCUCUUGUUGAACUGAUGGCAUGUCACAAAGCCACCAUCAUGCAAGGGACACCUGCUAUUUGGCAAAUGCUCUUAGACUCAGGGUGGGAGGGUCAACCCAGGCUUAUGAAGAUCUUCUGCGGCGGCGAGGCCUUGUCGCGAACACUUGCUGAUCGAUUAUUGACAUGUGGCAAAGUGGUAUGGAACAUGUAUGGGCCAACUGAGGCUACUGUGUACGCAGCCACUUGGAGGGUGCGCGAGCAUGGCGAUAUCUCCAUCGGGCAGCCAAUCUCGAACAGCUUUCUCUACGUCCUCGACGGGAAUUUGUCCGCCGUACCUCAUGGAUCUGUUGGGGAGCUAUUCAUAGGAGGAGCAGGUGUGGCUCGUGGAUAUCGUAACAAGGACGAGCUAACCCGCUCUCAUUUUCUCAAGAAUCCAUUGCACGAAGGUAUGAUAUACCGGACUGGUGAUCUUGUGCGUUAUUCGAAGGCCGGUCUGCUCUGUGUCGGUCGCAUUGACAGACAAGUGAAAGUCCGCGGUUAUAGAAUCGAACUGGGUGAUAUUGAGGCAGCCUUGACAGACAGCGAGAUGGUCUCCGCGGCGGUUGUGAUAUAUCGCGGAGAGCGAUUGGUGGCAUACUGCGUCCGAGGCCCCAAGGGGCUCAGGGACGCUGAGGCCGAAGCUGCCACGUCUCUUGAUCAUAUGCUGCGUCCAUGGCUAGCUGAACGAUUGCCGACUUAUAUGAUUCCAUCAUUCUUUGUCCAGUUGAAUGCGUUGCCGAUCACUAUCAACGGAAAGGUUGACAGAGAUGCAUUACCAGAUCUAACAACGCUAUUUGGGGUCACGAAGGAUGAAAAUACCACUAGAAAUACGGAAGGUCAAUUGCUCGAGAUCUGGUCUGAUAUCCUUGGUCAUCGUCAAAUUACCAUUCUUGAUAACUUCUUUGAGAUCGGCGGCGACUCCAUACGUGUAGUGCGUGUCCAGAAAGAAAUCCACAAACAGCUACGCAGGCUGAUACCAGUGGCCAAGCUUUUCGAGAAAUAUACGAUCAAAACACUGGCGGCAUAUCUAGAAUGCCAAUCUCCCUUAUCUCACCGUGAAGUUGUUUCGCGACCGACAAUGGCUACUGGAGGUGAUGAUAUUGCUGUAAUUUCCAUGGCAUGUCGUCUUCCAGGAGACAUAUACUCACCAGAACAAUUUUGGGACUUGCUCGUCAAUGAUGGUGAUGCUAUUUCAGAUGUGCCGGAAGAUCGUUGGGAUGAUAAUGAUCUCUUUGGUUCCGAACACCCAUAUUGCCGAAAGGGGGGAUUCAUUCGUUCUAUCAACGCCUAUGACACGGCCUUUUUCGGUAUCUCACCGCGUGAGGCGCGCGUCUUAGAUCCAUCACAUUACAUGAUGCUGGAAACAUGCUGGGAAGGAUUCGAACGGGCGGGAUACACUGUGGAACAGUUACGUGGCAGUCAGACCGGCGUGUUUAUCGGCGUUAGCAACAUUCUUGGUCACCUUGGAUUAAGCCCAAAUAUGAGCAGAAGCCCAGGGGACCUCGAUGGAUAUACUGUUACAGGGUCCGCGGGUGGUACUAUCUCCGGUCGUAUCUCGUAUCACAUGGGCUUCGAGGGACCUGCGAUGACGAUCGAUACCGCGUGCUCCUCGUCGCUGGUCACCACUCACUUAGCUUGUACUGCACUACGCCAGGGGGAGUGCGAUAUGGCUGUGUCAGGUGGCGUAAGCUUGUUAUUGAACCAAGGUUUGCAUGUUGAGUUUGGCAAGCUUGGGGGCAUGUCAUCAGAUGGCCAUUGCCGAUCGUUCUCCGCCGACGCGGAUGGGACAGGGUGGGCUGAAGGAAGUGUAGUUGUCAUUCUUAAACGCCUAUCCGAUGCGGAACGAGACGGCGAUAAUAUUCAUGCCACAAUACGCGGCACUGCUGUCAACCAUGACGGUCGCAGCGCUAGCUUGACAACACCAAACGGCCCAGCACAACGACGACUUAUCCGUACAGCGUUGCAAGCGGCAAAGCUGCGGCCGGAGCAGAUUGACUACAUAGAAGCCCAUGGCACUGGGACUAAAUUAGGUGAUCCAAUCGAGGCUACCGCAUGCGCGGAAGUAUUUGGUCCCGGGCGAACUGGGAAGCCUCUUCUGAUUGGAUCAGUCAAAUCUAAUAUUGGCCACACUCAAGCUGCCGCUGGACUGGCAGGUCUGAUAAAGGUCAUAUUAUCCAUGCAGCAUGAUACCUUGCCACGGACGUUACACAUUACCAAGCCUGUUCAAGAAGUGUCCUGGCAAGAGGCUAAUAUGCUACCCACGUCGAGUCGACAGCCAUGGCCAGCGCAAAGAGAUCGACUGCGGCGAGCAGGCGUCUCUGCGUUUGGGAUAGGCGGUACAAAUGCCCACAUCAUAAUCGAAGAGCCUCCAAUAAGACCAGAAGCUAUGAAAAAUACCGAGAAAACACAUUCUUCGCUGUCGAGCAUACCAUUCCUUCUGUCCGGUCAUACCGAUGAAGUGUUACGAACGCAGGCGAGGCGGCUUCGACAGUAUAUCAAUAGUGCUGUUGAAGAAAGAGAUCUUCGCGAUGUGGCAUACUCGUUGGCGACCAGGCGAACUCAUUUCCGAAGGAGAUUGGUGGUGAUGGCCCGCAAUAAGGCGGAUCUGUUAGUGAAUAUGCAGUCGACCAUUGAAGAUGAAUCGUUCCCAACAUCUGAAGGUAUAUUUCCUCAAGCGCCUCGACUUGCCAUGUUAUUCACAGGCCAAGGCAGUCAGUGGGCAGGCAUGGGAAAAGAUGUCUGCGAGGUCUACCCCGUCUUUCGCGAAGCGUUAAUUGAGGUAGCAGCGAAUUUUGCUAACUUUGACUUGCCGUUACUUGAGAUUAUGUGGUCGGAUCCUGGCAGCCCUAGUGCGGCGUUACUGGACCGUCGUACUGACGUUGCCCAGGCUGCGAUAUUCACACUAGAGGUGGCGUUAUGGCGAUUAUGGAUGAGCUGGGGUGUGACACCAGAGUUCGUCAUUGGCCAUAGCCUGGGCGAGUUGGUUGCUGCACAUGUGGCGGGUAUCUUCAGUCUGGCCGAUGCUUGCAGAUUAGUUGCGGCGCGUGGUCGGUUGAUGCAGGUCCAAUCUGGAAAAGACAGUAGCAUGGCGUCGCUCGAGGCCAGCUCUGCCGAAGUAGAAGCGGUGAUUCGAUCUUUGGGCCAGAGUGAUAGAGUUGAGAGCGCCUUAUUCAACACACCGAUGCAGACAGUCAUUUCUGGUGAUGCCGAUGGUGUCAAUGAAGUCAUGCACCAUUUCGCGCGACUGGAACGGAAGACCAAGAUGAUAAUCGUCGGACAUGCAUUCCAUUCACGUUCUAUGGAUGGUGUUCUAGAGGAGUACCGAGCUGUAGCAGAGACCAUAGAAUAUCAGCAUGCCAAACUACGUAUCGUCAGUGGCGUCGACGGUAGAAUGGCUAAUGCGGGUAUCCUCGAAAACGCCGACUAUUGGGUGAGACAAAUGCGCGAGCCAGUGCGUUUCAAUGAAGGUAUCCGGACGUUGGCAAGUCAUGGAGUCAACAUUUUUCUUGAGCUGGGGCCCGGCACAGCGCUCUGCGGUAUGGGGGCUCAAUCUCUUGAAGUCACAGGUACAGGUAACAACAUGGUUUGGCUGUCAUCUCUCAAGACUGCUAAGGAUGGUUCAUCGGCCCUUCAACGAAGUUGUGCUGAUCUGCACUCACUACGGGUCCCAAUCAACUGGCAAUCUUACUUCGCCCCAUUUGGAUGCCGACGUGUCGAGCUGCCGACGCAUGUAUUCCAGCGAGAUUAUGUUCUUCCAUCCCGCCGACCAUCGCAAACCGUAAACACAGCUGCCACUAGCACAUCAUCCUAUCAGCGCCAACUGCAACAAAAUCUUCAAUACGAAGUGCAAUGGCACUCGAUCAGGCCUAAUGAUGCAGUUCAUCCUCAGGGUGCUUGGGGCGUCUUGCUUCCACGUAGGCAUCCUACAACAGCUUGGGCGAAGAAGGUCACAAACGCCCUUUCACAGGUUGGCAUACAGUUUCUCUACCCUGACCGGCUUGAACAUGCCAGUCAUCUAGAUGGGUUGAUAUGUUUCUGGGAUUCAGGUUCCGAGACAUUAUCCCAGACUCGAGAAUUCGUUGCUGAAGCACUCGACCAACUACGAACUUCAAUCAGGAUUCAGCUCGCCCCCUGGUUGAUAUGGAUGACUCGCCUAGCUGUCGGAACCGGGGUGAAAUCUGACGAUCAUGAUAUAAGACUUGGAGCAACACCAUUGCUAGGAAUGAUGAGAACGGUGAGAAACGAACACCCGGAGUUACGCUUGCGCAUUCUGGAUUUAGACGAUGACCCGAGGCCGGACUCGAUUGCGUCGGCGAUGCUGCUUAACGCAGAACCGGAAUGCGUCAUCCGUCAAGGACGAAUAUUGGUUCCAAGAAUGCAACACAGCAUUACUGGGACCGAAAGAAAAUCAUUCAUAAGGCCCGACGGUGCAGUUCUGAUAACGGGUGGCCUUGGUAGUAUCGGAUCCUAUGUUGCACAGUGGCUGGUGAGUAAACAUGGUAUCCGCGAUCUGGUACUUAUCUCUCGCCGCGGUAUGAAUAAUUCUAGCGCGAAAAAACUGGUAGAGAAGAUCUCCGUCGCCGGUGCCAAGGCUACUGUUAUUACCGGCGACGUAACCGACCCGAUCCUGAUGCGUUCGAUCAUGGAAGAAUUUCACACGGACCGACCCCUGCGAGGUGUCAUCCAUGCGGCUGGGACAACGGAUCCAGGAGUCUUCCUAGCCAUGACACCAGAACGAUGUGAAACAACACUGUCGCCUAAAGUAGAUGGCGCCUUGCUCUUGCAUCAAUAUACUAAAGAUAUGGAUCUAGACGCCUUUGUAAUGUUUUCUUCCAUCGCUGGCAUCGUGGGCAUGCCAGGUCUCGCCAACUACGCUGCAGCGAAUACGUUUCUUGACGCAUUAGCUCAGUUACGACAAGCUCGGGGCUUACCUGCAACAUCGAUAGCUUAUGGGACAUGGGCUGGAGAUGGGAUGGCGUCAAGGUUGAGUUUGAACGCGAAUACCUACCUUGCUCGUUUUGGUGUCGACUUCCUGACUACCGAUCAGGGCCUAGAAGUUCUUGAACAAGCGGUGAUGAGCACUAGAGCUCUAACUGUGGCGACCUCGCUUCAUCUUGGACAGCUUCGGAAGUAUUGUGAGGAACAAGACAAAAUCCCACCACUUUUUAAUACUCUCUUAGCCCGCUUUGACAUGAAGGCAUCCCAGCGGCGGGAUCUUGGCGUGAUAUUGAAAGAUGUCGAACCUAAUAAGCGGGCGAGCGUUGUAAUAAAUAUGAUUCGGGAAGUAGUCGCUAAGACCUUGGCCUUUAAGCACCCACGCGACGUUGAUAUCGACCGCCCCUUGCAAGAAAUCGGUAUCGAUUCGCUAGCAGCGGUACAGAUUCGCAAUGGCUUAGGGGCACUAACAGGCCUGAUGCUUUCCAUAAACGCUAUCUCCCUCAGCCCAAGUCUCAGGUCGCUCGGCCAGUCUCUACUGUCCCAAUUACAGGGCAACGGGACAUUAUCCCCUGCGCCAGCUUCAGGUACUGUGACUCCUGCGACUACAAUAUCGGAGUCAGUUCAUCUGGACCCAGAGUGGCUCCUCAACGGCGACCUUGACAGCAGCAUUGCAUUCGACAAUGUCAGAAAGGACCCGGCUUCGUAUACGGUAUGCCCUAAGUCCGUGCUUCUAACGGGCGCCACGGGCUUUGUCGGUGCAUUCAUCUUACACGAGCUACUAAAGCGGGGAAUCAUGACAUUUUGCCUUGUCCGCGUCCACGGCGAUAUUACUGAACUGGCCCAACGACGGAUUGUGAACACACUGAAGGAUUAUAAUCUUUGGGAAUCCGACUUCACGUCAUUCGUUAGGCCGAUACCCGGAGAUAUAGCUAAGCCCUUUCUUGGCUUGACUAGGGAGGUUUUUGACGAUCUAGCAGAAAUACUUGACGCUAUCUGCCACUGUGGCGGCCUUGUCGACUGGGUGAGGCCUCUACACGACUAUAUUGGCCCGAAUGUGAUCAGUACGCACGAGAUUCUGCGACUCGCCUCUCGCGGCCGGGCCAAGUCGGUCCAUCUCGUGUCAACGAUCUCAACAAUACCUAAGCACAUGGGCCUCGGCCUUACCGAAAAUGACCGGGAAUACGGCUAUGGGACAUCCAAAUACGCAGCCGAAAGGAUGGUCUCCGCGGCGCGGUGGCGAGGUGCGAAAGCCUCUGUUUAUCGUUUACCUUUCGUCACUGCCUCAACCAAGACUGGCGAUUUCCGCCACGACCGUGGUGAUUUUUUGCACAACUUCAUUGUGGGUAACUUAGAUAUGGGGGCGUUCCCGUUAUUAGACCCAUCCGUCACAAUGUCCUCAGUGCUGCCUGUGGAUUAUGUCAGUGCAACCAUCGUUUCCGCGAUGGCGCAGGAUCUGAACAGAUUAGGUCGUGACUAUGACUUUUCAAACACGCGGGCGCCUACAUUUAACGACUUCUUCCAGUUGCUAAGCAAUAAUACUAGCCACGGGAAAGACGUCGUGAGCUUCAGCGUAUGGAAGCAACGAGCCGAAGAUUAUGCUAGGGCAUACCCAUCAAGUCCUCUGGCUCGUAUCGCUGCCGUCCUCGAUGUUUACUCUGACAAUACAGCUAGCGAGUUAUUCAAAGGUCAUUCUUGUAGCCGAGAGAAUGUUUUUGGCGGCGAAGCUUAUCUUGCCCCGCCUCUCGACGAGCACUUCGCGCGAACUUAUCUGAAUCGUAUUAGCCAUGGACACCAGAGAGUCUAGUCAGUAAGAAAAGCUGGGUAGCAAACAGAGAAGCGGGAAUUCGAGUCAUACAACAAGAGGAAAAGCCCGCAUACAGCGCAA